CGUUCUCGUAUACAAACAUUUUUCCUUUGUCACUGCGCCACUCCUCCCAUUGUCCUCGACUCUCUCUCACUCUCGCGAAAAGAGGGGGGUUGAUUGGGAGAUCAAAACUUAAUAAAAAGAUUAUACAAAAUAAAAGAGAGAAGCAUUUGGAGCCCAUGUAACAACACUCUCCUCCUCCUCUUUCUCUCUCUCUCUCUCCACCAAUUUUAAUGGCUCUGACGCCAUUGAUGAGCUCCACCGCGGUGGUCCUAAUGGCGUUUGCGGCCGCGGCGGCGGUGGCGCUCCACCCCGCCGUCGCCGCCGUGUCCUACGACCGCAAGGCCCUCGUCAUCAAUGGGCGGCGCCGGAUCCUCAUCUCCGGCUCCAUACACUACCCCAGGAGCGUCCCCGAGAUGUGGCCUGAUCUUAUUCAGAAGGCUAAAGAUGGGGGAUUGGAUGUUAUACAAACUUAUGUUUUUUGGAAUGGGCAUGAGCCAGUCCCUGGUCAGUAUUAUUUCGAGGGGAGGUAUGAUUUGGUUCAGUUCAUUAAGCUGGUGCAUCGGGCUGGUCUCUAUGUUCACCUCCGAAUCGGUCCAUACAUUUGUGCGGAAUGGAAUUUUGGGGGAUUUCCUGUUUGGCUAAAAUAUAUUCCCGGUAUCAGGUUUAGAACAGAUAAUGAGCCUUUCAAGGCCGCUAUGGCAAACUUCACGGCUAAGAUCGUCAACAUGAUGAAGAGCGAAGGGCUGUUUGAAUGGCAGGGUGGUCCUAUCAUUCUUUCUCAGAUUGAAAAUGAGUUUGGACCAUUGGAGUGGGAUCAAGGAGAGCCGGCCAAAGCUUAUGCGAGCUGGGCUGCUAAUAUGGCCGUGGGCCUCAACACUGGUGUCCCGUGGGUCAUGUGCAAAGAAGAGGAUGCCCCUGAUCCAGUUAUUGACACCUGCAACGGAUUCUAUUGCGACUACUACACUCCAAGCAAGCCUUACAAGCCCAUGAUGUGGACCGAGGCUUGGACUGCAUGGUACACAGGUUUUGGGAUUCCAGUUCCCCACCGGCCCGUCGAAGAUCUAGCAUUUUCUGUUGCCAAAUUUAUCCAAAAAGGUGGAUCUUUUGUUAAUUACUAUAUGUACCAUGGAGGAACAAACUUUGGCCGCACUGCUGGUGGUCCCUUUAUUGCAACUAGUUAUGACUAUGAUGCUCCAAUAGAUGAGUAUGGUCUAUUACGACAACCAAAAUGGGGUCACUUAAGAGGCUUGCACAAAGCCAUCAAGUUGUGUGAGCCAGCUCUGAUUUCCAGUGAUCCUGUAGUGAUCUCACUCGGAAAUUCUCAGCAGGCUUCUGUUUUUAGGUCAAGCUCAGGAUAUUGUGCCGCUUUUCUUGCAAACUAUGAUUCAGAGUCUUCUGCAAGAGUAACAUUUAAUGGAGUGCACUAUCAUCUUCCGCCCUGGUCCAUAAGUAUUCUUCCUGAUUGCAAAACAACAGUUUUCAACACUGCAAGGGUAGGAGUUCAGACCUCACAGAUGACAAUGGAACGGGUUGGAGGGUUUUCAUGGCAAUCGUUCAAUGAAGAGAUAACCUCGUCUAAUGAUGAAUCAUUCACAACAGUUGGGCUAUUGGAGCAGAUAAAUGUGACACGAGAUAAUACAGACUAUUUGUGGUAUACAACAUAUGUUGACAUUGGCCAGGAUGAACGAUUUUUACAGAACGGGCAGUCUCCUGUCCUCACCGUGAUGUCAGCUGGUCAUUCUUUGCAUGUCUUCAUUAACAGACAACUAAUUGGUACCGUAUAUGGUAGUAUAGAGGAUCCAAAGUUGACGUAUACUGGAAAUGUGAAUCUUUGGGUGGGAAGCAACACCAUUUCCAUCUUAAGCGUGUCGGUUGGGCUCCCUAAUGUAGGUGAGCAUUUUGAGACAUGGAAUGCCGGGGUUCUUGGUCCUGUGAUGCUAAAUGGUCUCAACGAGGGAAGGAGAGAUCUCACAUGGCAGAAAUGGACCUAUCAGGUUGGUUUGAAAGGUGAAACUUUGGGUCUGCAUUCACUGAGUGGAAGCUCCUUACUCGAGUGGGGAGAAGUUCCUCAAGAACAGCCUCUUAUGUGGUACAAGGCUUUCUUCAAUGCACCGGAUGGGGAUGAACCAUUGGCUUUAGAUAUGAGCAACAUGGGGAAAGGUCAGGCAUGGAUCAAUGGUCAAGGCAUUGGUCGGUAUUGGCCUGGCUAUAAAGCAUAUGGAGAUUGUAGUGAUUGUGACUACCGUGGAACUUAUAAUGAGACCAAAUGUCAGACCAACUGCGGAGAGCCCUCUCAAAGAUGGUAUCAUGUUCCUCGGUCUUGGCUGAACCCAACUGGGAACCUGUUGGUUGUCUUUGAAGAGUGGGGCAGUGAUCCUACUGGCAUCUCUAUGGUGAAGAGAACUAUUGGUAGUGUUUGUGCCAAUGUUUUCGAGAUGCAACCAUCGAUGAGAAAUUGGCAUACAAAAGAAAACGAGAAUUCGAAAGUUCAUUUGCUCUGUGAUUUUGGAAAGAAGAUAACAAAGAUCACGUUUGCGAGCUUUGGAACACCCCGAGGAGUAUGCGGAAACUUCUCAGAGGGAAGCUGCCAUGCCCACAAGUCGUAUGAUCCUUUCGAGAAGAAGUGUAUUGGUCAGCAACGGUGCUCGAUUAGUGUAGUUCCUGAGGUCUUUGGGGGGGACCCAUGUCCUGGAACAAUGAAGAGAUUAGCAGUGGAGGCUAUUUGUGGAUGAUGGAAUCAAGGAUAAUACUAGUAGAUAAGCUGAUAAUUCUCAUUUGCUCUAUGUUGUCUGCUCACCACACCCACACUGAAAAGCUGAUUUCGAUUUAAAGCAUACGCCGAGCAGUUUUCAAUUUCUUCAGCUUCUGGCAAGAGGUGAAGUUAACGGACAGUGCGACACACCAACCGUCAGAAGCAACAAGUACAGUUUACAAUUGAUUGGAGAAGCUAUUAUAUGUACACUAGACCGGCAGAUUUAUUAUCAUUUGCAUAAAUUUGGAGACAACAAAGGAGCUGUAUGCAUUUUUCAGAUGGUUUGAUACACUUGUGGAAGGGAACAGGUUGCUAAAGGACUGUACUAUUUAUUCAAUCAUUAACCAAGAUAUUAUUAUGAUAUGAUUCUUUUACUCGAGAACUCAAUCGAAAAUUUCAGGUUUGGAUUUGGCUA
This is a messenger RNA of Ananas comosus (pineapple), 3146 nucleotides long. Its product is annotated as beta-galactosidase 2-like. The transcript has 19 exons. The record is from RefSeq and is a predicted model, not a curated record. Gene Ontology annotation, molecular function: carbohydrate binding; beta-galactosidase activity. NCBI's taxonomy places the organism in Eukaryota, Viridiplantae, Streptophyta, Magnoliopsida, Poales, Bromeliaceae. Gene Ontology annotation, biological process: carbohydrate metabolic process. Gene Ontology annotation, cellular component: cell wall; vacuole. Bases 210 to 2711 code for a protein of 833 amino acids.